This is a messenger RNA of Exophiala mesophila, 2363 nucleotides long. RefSeq lists its product as uncharacterized. The record is from RefSeq and is a predicted model, not a curated record. Gene Ontology annotation, molecular function: RNA 7-methylguanosine cap binding; mRNA binding. The transcript is spliced from 2 exons. NCBI's taxonomy places the organism in Eukaryota, Fungi, Ascomycota, Eurotiomycetes, Chaetothyriales, Herpotrichiellaceae. Gene Ontology annotation, cellular component: nucleus; cytosol. Bases 429 to 2045 code for a protein of 538 amino acids.
CUCAACUCUCUCAAUUGAUCUUCACUCUCUUCUUGGUGUACCAACAUUCAUAAACAAGACCAGACAUAAUGUACUACCAUUGACUUUGCUAUGUAGCAGCCACCGCAUGUCUGACUUUAUAACGACUCAUCUUCAUCUAUUCUUAUUGUCUUCGAGCGAAUUUACCUCCUACGUUAAGGUCACUCACCUCACUGCGCUCACUUAACGCGCCAGUUAAAUUCGCAUUCUUUACACUGGUGUCACCUCACUCUGACUUGUCUUGCGCCUACUAAAAACGCCUGACAUGUGCUUUUGAGCACUUUUGAGUCAUCAGACGUCUCUUCACAUUCCUGAGAUCAUCUUGAGUUCUCUUUCAACCUGCAAUUCUCCUCCCUCCUCUUCCCUCACCGCAGACAAGCGUUAGAUCCUGCGGGACAAUCUCCAACAAUAUGGCUCUCACAAUAGAGUCCUCUAGGACUCCUGCACAGGACAUCGACAUGAUGGACAUUGAACUAGACAUCGAUGGGGAAGACUAUGCGGCUCCAAUUGGCGAGGAAUUCCAGUUGGAAGAAGGCGAAGAACCCUCUUUUGUGCCCUCAAGCACCGCCGCCAACACCAGCACUGAGGCGAACCUAAUUCCUGCGAUCUACACCGAAGACCCCAACGAUGAAGCGCAAUGGAACAAGAUACACAUUCGAGGCGUGGAUGAAUUCUCAACUGAGGACAUCAUCACUUUUGCCAACGACCAUUACAUCGCCUCACUCCCAGAGCCUAGGCCUGAAGUUCGUAUCCAAUGGAUCGACGACACCUCGGCCAACAUUGUCUUCCGAGACGGCAAUACCGCCAGAACGGCCAUCCUCUCCUUCCUCCAAAACCCAAUCACUCCCACUGAACUGGCAAAUGCGCCAUUCGAACAACGCACCGCCAAAGCGUUCUCCAGUCGUCCCGCAUCCAUGCUAGUUGUUCGUAUCGCUCAGGUCAAGGAUCGAAAACAAAAAAAUGCGCGGGACGCCUCACGGUAUUAUCUCCUUCACCCAGACCAGGAUCCCACGGAGCGCAUGCGCCGUGAAUUCGCACACAACCGAGGCGGACGAGGCGGAGACUAUGGAGACUAUCGCCGGCGACGAUUCGAUGAUCGCGAACACCGGCGUCGCAGGGACCAGGAUCACGAUGGCGGUGCAGGAGAAGACUUUUCAGCCGAUAUGUACGACGACAACCCCAAACCAGAAGCAUCCUCAUCCGGGCCUGGGAGAGGAAGAGACCUGUUUUCAAAAACCUCCAAAUCGCGAAGACGCAGCGCCAGCCCCAGUUCACGAACCAUCAAUAGCGAUGAGAUUGACAUUUCCUGUUCCGACGACGACGAGUACGAGCGCUCGAAGCGACGUCGCCACAACGGCUACCGCGACCGGACUGAGCGUGAAAGGCCAUACAACAACCGUGUGACCAAUGCUGGCAAAGAACUCUUCUCGUCGACGACCUCUUCUUCUUCUGAGCGACGACGCAACCCAACCCAACAGUCAGACCCAGUCGAGUUAUUCCCUACAAAAGCGACCACCACCUUGAGCGAAAUGGACACCAGCAUGUCCAUGGACGCACCACCACCCAACAACAACAAUACCAACAAUGGCACGCGCCCCAACGAUGCCGCAAACCUACGCGCCAACGCCGCCGCCGCCAAACGUCUCAAAGCCGACCUCCUCAACGCAACCCAAACAUCUCCCCGGUCUCACCACCGACGCAGCCACGCGAUGGACGCGAAGAAUGAAGAAGACCUCGCCGAGCGAUUCGCGCGCAAGAGCAUCUCUCUCGAUAGCACGAAAUCGCUCCGGAACGACUUACCCAACAAAGGCGUUGAAUUGUUCCCGGCAAAUGACGGCGGCGGCGAAAGCAACGGUGGAUUCAGGAUCAAAGGAACCGGCGGCCUGAGUAUCAAGGGUCGAGCGGAAGUCAAGGAAUUAUUCCCCGCGCAAUACCAGCGCAGCGGACGGAAUCAAGGAAAGGAACUUUUCGAUGAACCGGUUAGAGAGAAGAGGGAGAGGAGACGGGCGGGGGAUCUCUUCGACUGAUUGAUCUGGCUGAUGCACAUAGACGCAGGUGGUGGUGGCGGUGCAGAGAAGUCAGGUUGGGGACAAGUACACACGGACUUUCAUCCCAUGGACAUGAUGAACAUACUUGGUCUUGCUUUUCGGUUUCGGUCUUUCUGACACGCAAUGGAAUGAUCACGAGAGAGCGAGAGAGCUCGGUUCAGUUCUGGAACUUGAAUCUCCGAGAGUUUCAUUCUUUGCACUUUCUCAAGACAAAAUGCUUGACAGAUGAAAUACCCAACAGAUGAUGAUACAGAUACGCACGCUUGCUUCCUUCCUUUUCUGAUAUAUUCGUAGAAC